Molecule: messenger RNA, 5622 nt
Organism: Melanotaenia boesemani (Boeseman's rainbowfish)
Lineage: Eukaryota; Metazoa; Chordata; Actinopteri; Atheriniformes; Melanotaeniidae
Gene: st18
Product: ST18 C2H2C-type zinc finger transcription factor
Exons: 22
Coding region: 559-3612 (1017 amino acids)
Biological process (GO): regulation of transcription by RNA polymerase II
Cellular component (GO): nucleus
Molecular function (GO): DNA-binding transcription factor activity, RNA polymerase II-specific; zinc ion binding; RNA polymerase II cis-regulatory region sequence-specific DNA binding
Source: RefSeq, a predicted model, not a curated record
AAAUCACUCUUCAUGACUGCUUUAUGUCAUUCUUUUUAGUAGUGGUAGUUUCUUCUCCUUAUUUCUAGGGGUGACUAUCUUUUAUGUCAUUAAGAAGACCUUCAGAGAUCUUACCUUGAAGAUCACAAUGUGGUGUAUUUACACAGAAAAUAAUUCAGCCCAUUGUAGCCCAGCAGCUAAUGAGAUUGGUUGUUAAGUGAAUGACACAAAGGCUAAAAAAAAAACAAAAAAAAAAAACAAAACAAAAGCUUAGCGUUUCGGGGGAAUAUCACAGUGUCCCUUCAUACACACAGUCACACACACACACACAUACACUCCAACCAAACAUGCUCUUAGAGUAGGGAGACUGUGGAAUACCCUGUACCCCACCUCUGUAUCCUUCUGCUCCAUCUCCUCCCCCGAUGUCCCCGAGAGAUGGAAAACAAAGGCUAAAAGGGGCACGAUAAUGAAUUACAUGAUCACUUUCUGAGAGAUAAGAACCGUGAAAGCAUCAGCCGGAGUGAACAGUCUGGAUCUGGCAUUUUAUUCUACAGAGCUCCCAGAAAACUGCGUUUAAAGAUGGAUUCUGAAGGUGAGGAGCAAACCUUGAAAACAUGUAAUGGUAGCACAGGGCUGGCAGAAUGCAUCACUGAGACACACAGCACAUAUGGCUGCGUUGCAAGGAAGAGGAGUGCUCAGGAAGGGGUGCAGGGUGCCCCUGUCAAUAAGAGAAAGUCCCUGCUGAUGAAGCCCCGCCACUACAGCCCCAGCAAGGCAUGUGAAGAGGAAAGCGAGGACCUGGCACUGCCACAGGACAAAGAAGAGCUGAGGAACAUUGACACUCCAGCAGAUGGAAACUUUAAGGCAGUCAAUGGAAUGGCUUCCAAAAGCGGCUGCCCUGAUGGUACAGCAAAGUCCAGCAGUUCACUUGGAUGGUCUGAAGUUACGUCUAAUAGCUCGCCUCAGUGUGAGCCGGACACAUCUGAACCUCUGAUGACAGAGGAUGAUGAUGAACUUUUUAACAAUGAAGAAGACGACCGAAGUCAGGACAGGAUGAGUGGUGCAUCAUCACCACAGAGUCCAUACGGAGACAUGAGGGAAACUGAGUGGGAACCUCUGUCUCUGUCUGCCAAGGGGAACAGCUCAAACUGCAGUCCUUCCAGAGCAUCUGAAGACCUUUCUUUUAGGAACAGCCAUGGCAGAGAAGAGCCUCUCCCAGAAUUAAGUGGUGCAAUGGGAAGAGCAAGUAUUUUUCAAGCUGAAGCUUUAAGGUACAGGCUGCUCCCCACUGAGGAUGACAGCGAGGGGGAGGCAGAGGUAGAGAGGCCACCUCGGCUAGACAGCUGGGCUCUGGGCCUCAACGAGAGAGGCCUUGAGAUGAGUCGAGGGAGAGUGAACCUGAGCCUGUUGGAGCAGGCAAUCGCUCUGCAGACAGAGCAGAGACAGGUCCUGCACAAUGCCUACAGAGAGAUGGACCGGUUCCUCAUGGAGCAGAUGACCAGUGAGAGAAGGCACCAUAGGAUUAUGGACAUGGACAGUAGACUUAACUACAAUGGAGGGAAAGAUUCUCCACGGACUGAUAAAAAAGAUAUAAAAUGUCCAACUCCUGGCUGUGAUGGCACUGGUCACGUGACUGGCCUGUACCCACAUCACAGAAGUUUGUCUGGGUGCCCUCACAAAAUCCGAGUUCCCCCUGAGAUUCUGGCCAUGCAUGAGAACGUAUUAAAGUGCCCUACACCCGGGUGCACAGGAAGGGGACAUGUCAACAGCAACCGUAGCACCCACCGGAGUCUCUCAGGCUGCCCCAUCGCCGCUGCAGUGAAAGUCUCCAAACCUCAGGACGAGAGCCUGAAGAGCAGACAAACACCUGACCGUUCACCCAGGCCCAUUGGCUUGAUAAAGAAGUUUGAAAUGAACCAUCUGAACUACAGACUCUCUCAUCCAGUAGCAGCCCUGCAAACUAGCCUCUCAAAAGAUAUGGACAAGUACAGCAGAAUUCGCUUUGAUUACGCAAGCUUUGAUGCACAGGUCUUCGGCAAACAGCCACUGCUGGGGACCAGCCAGGAUCAGGAAACAUCCCAUUAUCCUCCUGAUUCACCUCAGCAGUAUCCUGGCUUCAUUGGUGCUCCGGGUGGCCGUCUGCCCGCCUCUGGUCAGCAUAGCCCACUGAGUCAAUUUAAAAAGGAAGAUGGUCUCCAGGCUGCAGCAGCUACAGCUGCCAUCCUUAACCUCUCUACUCGUUACCGGAAGAACAUGGAGUCUGUUGCUGGUCGGCCUUUGGCAACCUCUACAAAGGACAUGCUCAUAGAGGUGGAUGAAAAUGGCACCCUGGACUUGAGUAUGAAGAAGUGCAAGGAGAAUGGAAAAGUCCAGAUCAAGACACCCCCAGAAGACUUGAUGUCUCCUCCUGAGUCCACUCUGGCCAAAGGUGGGAGCAUGCUCAUCAGCCCCGCUUUCUACCAGCCGCUGAGUGAGAGAGACAGCUGGGAGAGUCCCAUCCCCAUCAACUUCAGCAAAGCACACAUUUUACAGGACAAAGAGCAGGAGGAUUAUGAUCAGGUCUCCUUGGAGGACCAACACUUUCAAGGAGAUGGCAGUAUGUUAAGCCCUAAAGCCAAGCUGCUACUACGAGAUUCAAAGAAAGAGCUUUUGAGCUGUCCGACCCCAGGCUGUGACGGCAGCGGCCACGUGACGGGGAAUUAUGCAUCACAUCGGAGUGUGUCUGGAUGUCCCCUGGCUGACAAAACACUCAAAUCACUGAUGGCAGCCAACUCUCAGGAACUAAAGUGCCCAACACCUGGUUGUGAUGGAUCUGGACAUGUGACUGGGAACUAUGCUUCGCACAGAAGCCUGUCAGGAUGUCCACGUGCCAGAAAAGGAGGUUUGAAGCUCACACCAAACAAGGACGACAAAGACGAGCAGGAGCUUAAGUGUCCAGUAAUUGGAUGUGACGGACAAGGCCAUAUAUCGGGAAAAUACACAUCCCACCGCAGUGCAGGCAGUUGUCCACUUGCUGCCAAAAGACAGAAGGAGUCGUCCAUCAAUGGGCUGCCCUUUGCCUGGAAGGCCAAUAAACAGGAACUUCCCCAUUGUCCCUUGCCUGGCUGCAAUGGCCUUGGACAUGCCAAUAAUGUGUUUGCCACUCACAGAAGCUUGUCAGGUUGCCCACUGAACGCACAGAGUAUCAAGAAAAAGCACUCCGAUGAAGAGAUGAUGACUAUCAAACUGAAAGCCAGCAGUGGUGUUGAAAACAAAGAAGAUAUUCAACACUUGGAUCAUGAGAUCAAGGAACUCAAUGAUUCCAACAUGAAAAUAGAAGCAGACAUGAUGCAACUCCAAACCCAGCAGAUCUCGUCAAUGGAAUGUAACCUGAAGACGAUUGAGGAGGAGAACAAGAUGAUCGAACAGCACAAUGACAGCCUUCUGAAGGAGCUCGCUCGCCUUAGCCAAGCUCUAAUUAACAGUCUAACAGACAUUCAGCUGCCUCAAAUGGGACCCAUCAGUGAGCAUAAUUUUGAAGCCUAUGUGAACACAUUAACUGAUAUGUACAACAACUCGGAGCAUGAAUACUCUCCAGAGUGCAAGGCCCUCUUGGAUAAUAUCAAACAGGCUAUUAAGGGCAUCCAUGUUUAAGCUGUAAAGCUACCAAGAGGUUUCUUUGACUUGGGAUCAUGGCACUAGAUAGCUCUAUUUUACUGAAGAGUGCUGGCUCGGCUGCAUGUAUAAGACAAGGCUUUUGGAAAUGUGUUUGGCAUUUCCCGGUAAACACACUGCACUGAGAAAAUUACCAGCCAGAUUUGUAAUGCUUUUACUGUUUCUGCAUUCACUUGAUAUGUUUAUCCUGGUGAGAUUUUUUACCCCCUCUUGCACUUAAUUAUUUUGUAUGGUUUGCUUGAUUUUAAUUUGUAUGUGUUCAUGUCAUUCUUAUAUUAUUGCUAUUUAUUAUUAUAUUUGUUCAUCAGUGUAUUUAUUUCCUCAAUUUUUAUUUAUUUCUUAAAUUGUAAAUGCUUAAUGUUUGAAAAAUCUGUUUUGACUUUCUGCACAUUGUAAAUUAUAUAGAAACACAUUCCAGUUUCAUGGCAUACUUUCGCCAUCUAGUGUUGAAAAACCUAUACUAUUAUUGCUGUUAUUAGAUUAUAAGUUGGAUCGCCCUUCAAAGCAAAACUUACCAAAACUACAACGCAUCAAUAUUUUGAAGCAUUGCUUUUGCUUUCUUUAUUGGAAACUGAAUGUAUGGUAAGACAAAGUGAGAUAAAAGAUAAUAAUAAAAUGUGAUGCACCAGUACUGUACCUUUUUCUAUUCAACCAGUAACAGCCGAAUGCAAACAGGAGGUGACAAUGACCAAGAAUGCAACAUCAUUCAGUGAAGUGAAUGUUUUGCAAAGCGUGCCACAAGAGGAGUGCAACAAAAAUCACAAAUACACUUUGUCAAGAUGUCUUUCUCUUUAAAAAAAAAUAUAUAGAUAUUAAACUGCCUUCUGUGCACACACUUUGAAGUGUGCAUAUAGUAUGUGCCUAAAUGUAUAUGAAUCCAUAAAAAUAUACAAGUACUAUGUUUUGUGGUAGGACAGUAUUAUGUGGAUGGUGUCUGAUUUAUUAUACAGUACAAUUAUUUUCAUAGGAAGACCCGUUCCUGAUGACUGUUUGAAUACCGUUGUUGCAGUAGCUGCAAUCUCAGAGUCAGGUUUUAAAGAUAUCAUGACUGAGAUUGAAAGUCUGGUGUUUAUUUUCUUUUUUAUUUCUUUUUCUAGCAUGGAAAGGGGACAAAAAAAUAUACUACUGUUUUACCUAAAAUUGCUGACAGGCCUUAACAUUUGAACUAGUCUUAAAGUUUGAGCAGUCUUUGGGAAGGUUUGAACAGUAGCUGCUUCAGAAUGGAGCCACAGCAACUCGCAGAUCACUUUCAAUCAUUAAAUAUAAAAAAGGAAAAUGUGUUUUUAAAAUAGAAAAACUACAGUUGACAGUUAAUGAGUUAUUUCUUUCCAAUGAUUGCACUUUUGUAUUAAGAGGAUUUUGUGUUUUCACUUCAACACUUGAUGUCCACAAUUUAAAGAAAUGUCUAGUAAUUUCUCUGCUCCACACAUCUAAAUCUCUCAAUUUUUUUAGGUUAAUCCAUCAAUUUUAAAAUGAAUUUAUAUAAGCAAUACUUUUAUUUUCCCCAUUUCUGCAAAAAGAAGUUAAAGACAUGUAGCCUAGUUUUCAAAGAACAGCAAAAGAGCCAAAUUGCAGAAAAAAGCAAGACCCUAUUUUAUCCAGAUAUUCAGUAUCUUUCAAAAAAUUGUAAUCUUUUAAAAACUGUAUCACACUCUUUAAACCUAACAAUCCUUUAUCUAUAAUUUCUUGUAUUUAAUUCCUACACCACACAUUGUUCGCUCAGGAAGUUUUGUGAAUAAUAUUUAUUUUUUUCCCUGUUAGUAUUUGAUGUUUUGUAAUGUGAAAUGCUUUUUUUGUGGAACGAUAUUAGUAUGAUAUGAAAUUGUACUGUAUUAUUUUUUUUUCUUUUACAUUUAAAUGUAAUGCUUUCUUUUUCAGUUAAGGUAGUUUGUAAAUUGAAACUUCCUAUUACUUUUACUAUUUCAUAAUAAACAGAUAUGCGCUGUGUUGUACAGUUUGUGUAUGGUAGAAAUAAACUUUUCAAAUGGU